AUGCCAGGUGAAGAAGAACUGGCGAUCGAACGGGCGGCGGUGGAGGCCGCGGCGGAAGCUGCGGCAGCAGCAGAGCAGAUGCUCAAGAGAUUCGAGCAGCUCCAAGACAUGCGACACCUCGCAACAAAGCGGCGCCGCACACUCAUGCAGGCCGCAAUGGCGGAAGCCGCAGACGCAGAGGCGGCGGAAGCUGUCGAGGGCCGGAAGGCCGAUGUAUUGCUUGCUUGUCCCGCCAGGAGGAGACUGCGGAUGCGGAAAUGGCCGAGGCGGACGCGGAGGCUGCUGCGGCGGAAGCUGCUCAUGCUGAGCGGCGGGAUGCUCGCCUGGCCGAGCUCCGUGUGGAGCAGGAG
Symbiodinium sp. CCMP2456 is the source of this 350-nucleotide messenger RNA. Lineage: Eukaryota; Dinophyceae; Suessiales; Symbiodiniaceae. The record is from the annotation of a GenBank genome assembly.